AUGAUCUCGGUCUGUGAUGAAAACAAUAAACAGGAGGACAUUGAUCUCAUGGAGAAUCUUGGUGUGAACAGCUUUCGAUUUUCUAUAUCAUGGUCAAGAAUUCUACCCAAAGGGCGUUAUGGAAAUGUGAAUAUAGCAGGGAUCAAUCACUACAAUGACCUCAUUGAUACACUCCUUCAUAAAGGAAUCCAGCCAUUUGUUACGUUGUGCCAUUAUGACAUCCCUCAAGAACUUGAAGAAAGUUAUGGAUCAUGGCUAAGUCCAGAAAUACAGAGUGAGUUCGAAUACUAUGCAGAUAUAUGUUUCAAAUACUUUGGGGACCGAGUGAACCCUUGCUUGGUGGUGUCAAUCGGGCCGGGCAAUCUGCAACUGGGCUUGGAACUUGCCCGAUGA
This is a messenger RNA of Fraxinus pennsylvanica, 393 nucleotides long. The record is from the annotation of a GenBank genome assembly. NCBI's taxonomy places the organism in Eukaryota, Viridiplantae, Streptophyta, Magnoliopsida, Lamiales, Oleaceae.